GGCCUUGUACAAUAUUAAUUAGCAAAGCGGAACCUUUUCAUUUUAUAGGGUUGUUUAUUCUUCGAGGGUUUUAGGAUUGGCUACCGCAGAACCAAUUUGAUCAAUCGAAUUUUCAUCUCUCUUUCUUCUAUCCUGCAAACCCUAUAGAAAUUUCCUCAAGUGAUUUUACGAGAAUGUCUCGGGUCUAUGUUGGGAAUUUGGAUCCUCGGGUCACUGAGAGGGAUCUCGAAGACGAGUUUAGGAUUUUUGGCGUUCUCCGCAGUGUAUGGGUAGCUCGAAGGCCUCCUGGGUAUGCGUUUAUUGAGUUUGAUGAUCGCAGGGAUGCUAUUGAUGCAAUUCGUGAACUGGAUGGAAAAAAUGGUUGGCGUGUGGAACUUUCUCAUAAUUCAAAAGGUGGUGGAGGCCGUGGUGGGCGCCGUGGUGGGGGUGAGGAUUUAAAGUGUUAUGAGUGUGGUGAACCUGGUCACUUUGCUCGCGAAUGCCGCUCGCGUUAUGGAUCACGAGGCCUGGGAAGUGGCCGGCGUCGAAGCCCCAGUCCUCGUCGCCGUAGGAGUCCAAGUUAUGGGUAUGGGCGCAGGAGCUAUAGUCCAGGAAGAUCUCCUCGGCGCCGCAGCAUAUCACCUCGUCGUGGUCGGAGUUACAGCAGGUCGCCUCCAUAUCGUUAUUCUCGUCGUGAUUCACCUUAUGCAAAUGGAGAUUAAAGUGGGAACUGAAGCAAAAUCUGAAAUGACAGCAUCUAUGGCAAACAAAUAUUCAAAUACUAUAGUUUUAAAUAGGUUCAGUGAGCAAAAAAGGAUUUAGGUUACUUGUUCGUUUUGUGACGGUUAGGUUGUUAGAGCUUGUGGUUUUGCACGGCUUCCACUCUGCAAAGUGUUAGGGUUCCUUGGACCCCCUUCUGCGGUAGCUUGCUUACUGUCUUCAGCGUAUAAAACUCGGAGGUCCUGUUUCUUACUUUAUAUGGUUAUCUACUUAUUAUAUUGUUAACUGUUAUGUUUAAAAUUUAGCUCAGUUACUUAGCUAUUGUAAGUUUAUUUAUCUGAAGGAUUUUAUA
Messenger RNA from Gossypium raimondii (Peruvian cotton), 1051 nucleotides. Its product is annotated as serine/arginine-rich splicing factor RSZ21. Gene Ontology annotation, biological process: mRNA splicing, via spliceosome. Gene Ontology annotation, molecular function: zinc ion binding; RNA binding. The record is from RefSeq and is a predicted model, not a curated record. Gene Ontology annotation, cellular component: nuclear speck. The coding region runs from base 174 to 701 and encodes 175 amino acids. NCBI's taxonomy places the organism in Eukaryota, Viridiplantae, Streptophyta, Magnoliopsida, Malvales, Malvaceae. The transcript is spliced from 6 exons.